This is a messenger RNA of Pseudo-nitzschia multistriata, 1413 nucleotides long. The record is from the annotation of a GenBank genome assembly. NCBI's taxonomy places the organism in Eukaryota, Bacillariophyta, Bacillariophyceae, Bacillariales, Bacillariaceae.
GCCUACCGGUAUCAAAAUCUGAUAAUGUGCGCGACUUGGUUUUCAUGAACAGAGGUGUGGUGGUGCGACAGGAACAAGCUCUGUGUGCUGCCUGUCGACCUUCUUCACAAACACGAACAGCAUCGAUCAUGCAAUUGAUCAUGCAACACCCCGCCUGCCUUGUUGUUAUAUCGCUUUGCCUUCUCGCUUCGACUGAUUCCUUUCAGUUACAAACAUUGGCUGAGUGUUCCGCAUGGAGAAAAAACAAGAGAGGCACAUACCCGACGCCACUGUUCCUAUCRGAGCCGGCACCUCCAGAGGACGAUGGCUCCGAAAAGCAAAAAAUAUUUGUGAUGGUCGACGAAGACGAUGAACAAGACGACACGCUYUUAGAGCAUGCGAAAACGACAGCGGCUGCGCUAGGUGUGCCGCUUUUUUYCAAUUCCGAUGUGGCGGUUCGUCGGGAGUCGAGGGACAGUUUCGGAUUCACCCACGCGCUGAGUUUGGUUCCGUACGAGUACGGAACGAUACCCGAKCRAUCCACGUUUGCACUGGCCAUAGAACCGAUGGAAUCYAGCAGCGGAAGCUCCCGGCGGCGACCGAAAAAGAAGAAACCCAAAACCAACAAACCGUCUUCGGCGGCGUUUUUCGUGGAUCUCUGCCCGCCCGUGGGCAGCCGAGCCGGGCGGAGGGCGGCAGGUGCUUCGGGAACCUCGGAUCUGCUGGUCAAGGCGGUCGGUCCUCGAAAGGGAAGCGGCGGCGCGGGGGCGGUCGUGUGGGAUCUGACGGCAGGUCUGGGACAGGAUUCGCUAGUCCUGGCCAGGAACGGUGCGCGGCGGGUCCACAUGGUGGAGCGCAAUCCGGUCGUCGCCGCGUUGCUCGGGGACGCGAUGCGGAGGCUGGAAUGGAUAGCGAGUCAAGAAGCCUCGCUGGACGACUCGGACGGUCRAAAACCCGCGACCGCACUCCUGGAAACGCUUAGCCUGACCAUCGGGGAGGGAAAAGACGAACUGCGAAAGCGGGAGGGCGAUCGGCCCGAAUGCGACGUCGUCUACCUGGACCCCAUGUUUCCGCCCCGGCAGAAAAAAUCCGCGGUAAAGAAGGGAAUGUCCAUCCUUCACGGUCUUCUAGAAACCCACGUCCGGGGAGACGAGAUCGACGAAGACCAAAAGCAGCGAGAGGAACAAGAAUUGCUCGUGUCCGCAAUCGACGUCGCAASGCUUCGCGUGGUGGUCAAGCGACCCGUCAAUGCCCCGCCACUGGGAGACGGGAGCAAGAAGCCGUCGUACGUCGUUGYGGGGUCCACCAACCGCUGGGACGUGUACGUGUCCCCGGUGAAGACCUGAAUUCCGAGGGAAACUGCGUGCCACCACCUCUUGUGGUAAAAAACGUCGUGGCUUGCUUUCUUGUUGCUACUAAAAAACGAAGCAUCCG